Molecule: messenger RNA, 357 nt
Organism: Salvia miltiorrhiza (redroot sage)
Lineage: Eukaryota; Viridiplantae; Streptophyta; Magnoliopsida; Lamiales; Lamiaceae
Source: the annotation of a RefSeq genome assembly
AUGUCCGAAUUUGAACCUAUUUUGAUCUAUUUAGUGAUCAGUUCGCUAGUUUCUUUGAUUCCACUCGGUCUUCCUUUUCCAUUUUCUUCCAAUAGUUCGACCUAUCCAGAAAAAUUGUCGGCCCACGAAUGUGGUUUCGAUCCUUCCGGUGAUGCCAGAAGUCGUUUUGAUAUACGAUUUUAUCUUGUUUCAAUUUUAUUUAUUAUUCCUGAUCCGGAAGUCACCUUUUCCUUUCCUUGGGCAGUACCUCCCAACAAGAUUGAUCCCUUUGGAUCUUGGUCCAUGAUGGCCUUUUUAUUGAUUUUGACGAUUGGAUCUCUCUAUGAAUGGAAAAGGGGUGCUUCGGAUCGGGAGUAA